AUGUCACAUGUGAGAUGUGCGUUUGCAAUACUGCCUCUGAUGAACUUGUUGCCAGGCCAUAUAUCAGUAGUGUAUGGGUACAAUUUAGCCAAGGCUGCUAAGAUCCAAGGCUACGACUCUGGGAACGAAGCCGGACCAUUACUACAUGACGACUUGCGCGGCUGCAUCGAACACACACCAUCAAAUAAUCUAUACUAA
Messenger RNA from Botrytis fragariae, 198 nucleotides. RefSeq lists its product as uncharacterized. The record is from RefSeq and is a predicted model, not a curated record. The transcript has 2 exons. Lineage: Eukaryota; Fungi; Ascomycota; Leotiomycetes; Helotiales; Sclerotiniaceae. The coding region runs from base 1 to 198 and encodes 65 amino acids.